Molecule: messenger RNA, 2705 nt
Organism: Cyprinus carpio (common carp)
Lineage: Eukaryota; Metazoa; Chordata; Actinopteri; Cypriniformes; Cyprinidae
Exons: 9
Coding region: 1238-2410 (390 amino acids)
Biological process (GO): negative regulation of Notch signaling pathway; positive regulation of neuron differentiation
Cellular component (GO): nucleus
Molecular function (GO): transcription corepressor activity; DNA binding
Source: RefSeq, a predicted model, not a curated record
UGUAUCAUUUCUGCACUACAAAGAAUUGCAAAACUAAAUAUUUUUGCUCAGUUGUGUCUAUGCACUAAUCUGUAAUAGAAGAAAAUAUUUAAACAUCCAAAUGUACACAAAAUACUCAUUUCAUCUCCAAAAAAGAGAGAUCUAACCCUCAAAAAUCAUGGUUUUCCCAUCAAAGGCUCAAAGGGAUUCAGUGCUGCCCUGGACACCGAAUGGCCUGCAUUGUUUUGUACUCAUGUGUCAGUUUAUUUUGUCCCUUUGCGACAGAUCUUAAGGCAGCGCUGUUGUCCUUUUAAAUUAAGCUUCUCCAUAUGCAUAGGGAGAGAACGUUGGCAACGGAGGAAAAAAGUGCCAUGGCGGGGAGUCUAAUCAUGUGACAGACUGCUGAGCGGGCUCAAAACACAAGCUGUCCAUCAGCGAUAGAUCAGAAGCGUCACGGUGGAUCUAGCAGAUUGAGUGAGUCAUUUUUUUCACGUAUGUUAAAAUGAAGUUCUCAAACGUUCUGAACUGAAAUAACUCUGGCCACCAGGAUCGUAGAUUUCAUGCUUGUUUAAUAACCGUCAUAAGAGAAGGUGGCAUUUCUCUUUCAUCCAGCAUGUAAGUGCGUCUUUCUUAGCGUCUGUAACGAAGUAAUUCUGUAGUCAGUGCCAUUUGUGUCUCCUAACACUGAGCCUUCGUGUGCUAGCAGUCAAAACAUCACUUUAUUGGUAUUGAGAUCCAUUUCGUCUAACCAUUCACAGGUGGACAGCACUGAAUAGGUGUAAACAGGAUCCAAACACUUUGUGAACCUAUAAAUCAUAUUUUAAAUGCAUGUGACUAAACCACAUUUGUAAUGUUAGCACUAUUUAAUGUGCCCAGACAGCAGUGAAGCACUGCCUACUCACUACUACACUAAAGGUUUUAAAAGAAAUUAACCUUAACCUUAUUUAAUACCGGUAAACUGAGAAUAACUGAGAAUUAAACUCAUUUGAGAAGCAUUUUAUUAGCAGGUGAGACAUGAUCUGUCUUGUCUGAGCACUUGUGAUCGGGUCAAACAAGGUGUCAUUUAAACUGACCUAUAUUCACAGUGCAUAUAACCAGAAGACAGACGGUACUGGUGCACAUGACACUAUUUGAUUGACCUUUUGUGUUCCCCAGCCUGCUUUAAUGAGUUACAGGAUCCACUUUGUUCCAGCACUGAGCCGCUUCCCUCCUCCCGUCCCUGCAGAGGCCUCUCUUUUACAACCUCAGGUGCUUCUGGAUGCACUUAGUGCUCACUGUACGUCACCUGGGAAUGCAUGGGGUCAAACCUCGCCUGACCUCUCACUGGUCUCUGUGCUCACACAGCCAAAAAAAGAAAGAACAAGGUCCAUUUUCCACACAUUUUACUCGUUUUCAAGUGUUUCAAGACGCACUCGUGAUGUUGACACUCCAGAGCGUCUUUAACUUUAAUCGAAAUGCCACGAGCGUGAAAGUCAUCAGGCUGUCAUCUGCGCGUGGCCAUGACCGGCAUGAUAAAGAACCGGACGGUUUUUCGGCGAGGAAAACGGCUAAUGGGCGAAGGAUGAGGAGAAAAACAAUAGCAAAGCGCAUCCUGUACAGUGGAUACGAGGCAUACGAAGAGACACCCGAAGAAACCGGCGCGAGGGCGAAGCACGUCUUCAGUCAAGAGCCGGCGAAGAGGAGAAAAUGGAGAGAACUAAAUGGAGAGGACAUCUCAUCUUGCAAUGCUGACUAUGUUAAGUUCAAAACAAAGGCUUUUGAGGUUGACAAGCCCCUUGGAGAUGCAACAAGGGAUGCAGAUUUUACUAUGGAGGUGCUCGGAAGCCUCCAAUCACGUUCAAGGGCGGAGCUUAUCGCCAUGGUGUUGAGUAUGCAGAGGGAGAUGGACAGCCUCCGAGAACAAAUCAGAAGCUUUACAGCAUGUGGGAAGUUGGCUCAGACACUUGAAGAGCUGAUCGAGAAGAGUGAUAAAUGGCUGUGUGGCAGCCAUGAAGCUGCAACUCCCAGCAUUCCAGAGGAGCUCGAGAGAAGCAAGCCACCCAGUCACAUUUCUCCUCCAAGGGUGCUUAGUGGAAGAACAGCUGUAUGUGCAAGUUCAGAGCAGCAGGGGUGUGGUCAGUAUGAGGUCACACAAACAAUGCCUCAAAGGAAUGGAACGCUUCCCGAACAAAUAGUUAUCACUGCUGAUCUCCUGGAGCACUGCAACACAGGGACCACGGCUCAGAAGCUCACAAAUGACCUGCUGCGCAGCCUCUAUGACAGAGACUGUCUGGCCUCUCACUCAAUCUCAGGCAUCGUCAACAGCAAGCGAGGGAUGCCUAAGCCAGCUCUUCCAGCACUUGAGAUCCAGGCCAUUCUGAGUACGUAUAAGGGACUGUUUGUAACAAGUACUGCACGGGACAGUGCAGCGGUUCUUCCCUGGAAAGACUGAUUCAGAAAUAAAGUGCUACAUACGACAGAAGCUUCAGAAUGAGGCCAAGAGACUCCGGAAAAGGCCACACCCAGUUGAUGAUCCAUUGGUGGGCUCGUUUGACAAGUAGAGAGCGAUGUUUGAGCAUUGAGUGUUGACUUCCAUUGGACAACCCCAACGUAGUUAAUUGAAGAAUUUAAAAUCAAAUUUAACGGAACAAAAUUCUGUUAUUAACCUUAAAGGGAUAGUUCAGAAAAAGUUCUGUCAUCAUUUACUUAAUUUUCAUUUAUUGCGGUUCCAAACCAAUAGGCAUACA